AUGUUGGGAACAACCUUUGUUCUUCUUACAAUUCUUUCUCUCGCUCAUUGUAUUCCUCUCAAUCAAAUCCAACAAGCAAGAUUGAUUGCAAAUGUUUCCAGAACACUCUUCAAUCAAUCUCAACAGCACUGUAUUUGUCAAAUGAUCAGUUCCCUUCAAUCGAUCUCAGCACUGAACUAUUGCUCAUCAAAUCAAACAUGUCAAUUGUUUUCUUCAAAUUUAACUUUGGUUGAUCUGGAUUUAGAUGUGGGUUGGAUGGUCAUCUAUACGAAUCAGUCUUUGAUUGCAAAUAUAUUCGGAUCGAGUAUCACAUCGACAUCCACUACGACGUCCACCUCUACAUCAUCAACGUCAACUCCAUAUUGUCCUUCGAUGUUUCGCAAUCAAACGGGCUAUGCAACUGAUGCUAAUCCACAAUCAGCAGCAAUCGGCGAUUUGAAUUCGGAUAAUAAACUUGAUGUAGUUGUUGCAAACUAUGGCUCGAACACUAUCAGCAUUUUUUUUAAUCAAGGCAAUGGAAUAUUUUCAAAUCAAACAACUUAUACAGUUGGGACUCAUUCAACAUCAAUUGCAGUUUCUGAUUUGGACCUCGACGGUGAACUUGACAUCGUUGUCGCAAAUUACAAUCCGCCUUAUAUCAGCGUUCUUCUGAAUGCAGGCAAUGGAACAUUUCCUAAUCAAACUACUUAUACAACUAACAGUGGUCCACGAUCGAUCACUGCAGUCGAUAUGAAUUUUGAUACAAAACCGGAUCUUGUCGUCACAAAUUCUCUUUCGAACACUGUCAGUAUCUUCCUCAAUGCAGGUAAUGGUUCGUUUUAUCCUCGAACGGACUAUACAGCUGGCAGCCAUCCGUACUCAGGAGCGGUCGGUGAUCUCAACUCCGAUGGUACACUCGAUAUCAUUACUGCAAACUUUGGCAAUGCUACCAUUUCUGUUUUGCUUAACAGUGGUACUAACACGUUUCCUACUAUCACUCUUUAUUCGACCAGUAUCAAUCCGUUUGGAAUAGCAGUGAAAGAUUUGAACUCGGAUGGUAAACUUGACAUUGUUGUUGCGAAUCAAGGAUCUAAUAACGUGGGUGUUUUCCUAAAUCAAGGUAAUGGUACACUUCUUAAUCAAGUUACUUACACAACUGGGUCGAAACCACAAAUAUUAGCAUUAGUGGAUGUGAACUUUGACUAUAUGCCUGAUAUAGCUGUCUCGAAUCAAGGAGCGAGUACCGUGAGUGUGCUUUUGAAUGCUGGUAAUGGAACAUUUCUCAAUCAGAUUACUUACCCAACUGGUCAGAAUCCAUAUGCAUUAGCUGUGGGCGAUCUAGAUUCUGACAGCAGACCUGAUAUCGCCACUGUCAGUCCAGGCACGAAUACAUUGAAUAUUCUAUUACAUUGCUGA
Messenger RNA from Adineta ricciae, 1395 nucleotides. The record is from the annotation of a GenBank genome assembly. NCBI's taxonomy places the organism in Eukaryota, Metazoa, Rotifera, Eurotatoria, Adinetida, Adinetidae.